Messenger RNA from Myotis lucifugus (little brown bat), 3519 nucleotides. RefSeq names its product EF-hand calcium binding domain 6 (gene EFCAB6). Lineage: Eukaryota; Metazoa; Chordata; Mammalia; Chiroptera; Vespertilionidae. Gene Ontology annotation, molecular function: calcium ion binding. Gene Ontology annotation, cellular component: nucleoplasm. The record is from RefSeq and is a predicted model, not a curated record.
AUGUUCGAGCUGCAGCACCACCCCAGGGAUUUAACGUCCAAAAUGGCUACCAUACCAGUUUGGCAUACUCUGUGUCCUCACGUUCAAAAAUUCAAAAAUUUAAGACCCUGCACUUCAUCAUUUAGAGUCUGUUCAAGAAAUGGUUUCCAAAAUACGUCCAGAUCUUCCUCAACCACAAGUGUUGCAAAUCCGAUACUGUCCUCCUUAGAUGUUAAACGGAUUUUAUUUCAAAAAAUUACCGAUAAAGGAGACGAGUUGGUAAAAGCCUUCCUGCUGCUCGAUCCCAGCUACAGCAUGACGGUGUCCAAGAGCGAGCUGCGGAGGGUCAUCAACACCUUCCUGCUGACGCUCACCAGGGAGCAGUUCCAGGACGUGCUGGCCGAGAUCCACCUCACCAGCGCGGGUGCUGUUCCGUACCUCCAGUUCCUGUCCAGGUUUGGCGGGAUGGACCUAAAUGUAAAUCUUAUAAAGAGGUGCAGUGGAGGCGAAGUGAAUGGCGGCCGGACCCUGAAAGAACUGGAAACCCUUGUAGGAGAGAAGAUUUAUAAAAACAUGAAAGCCGUGGUCCGCGCCCUCAACCUCAUCGACGUGAACAGGACGGGCCGGAUGCAGCCCAAGGAGCUGCGGCGUGUCCUGGAGACCUUCUGCCUGCGGAUGACGGAGGAGGAGUACAGGAAGUUUGCAGAACACUACAGCAUUAAUACGGAUGCCUCAGUGGAUUACAAUGCCUUUUUGAAGAGCCUCAGUAUAAAUAAUAACUUAAACCUCAAGUAUUAUUUGGGAGAUCAAGGGGCCUCAGGGGAGAAUCAACAAGCAAAAACUGCCUCGAGGGACUGCGUCUUCCGCUGUUCCGAUGCACCCGAAAGCCACUGGGAGGACCGCUCCUUGGAUGAAAUCGGCAGGGCCUUUUGCCAGGAGCUUUCCAAGUGCCGCGAGAAGGUGGAGAAGGCCCUGAGCGCCGGGGACCCCUCCAAGUGCGGGUACAUCUCCCUCAAUUACCUCAAGAUCGUCCUGGACUCCUUCGUGUUCCAGUUGCCGCGGAGGGUCUUCAUCUCGCUGAUGAAACGAUUUGGACUUAGAACCACCAACAGAAUCUACUGGAAGCAGUUUCUGACGUUGCUGCACGACCCUCAGUGGUUGGAGGCUCCGGGUUCCGGUCCCCCGGCCAAGAAGGAUAGCACCAGCCCUAGGAAUCAGUGUUGCGAGGAAAAUAUUAUCACCAAGUUAUUCGGACGAGAAGACCACUACACGCUGCUGAGGAAGACGCUGCUGAUGGUCAGCUCGAAGGUGAAUGGGCGGAUAAAAGGGCAAGAACUGCAGCAUACCAUCAACUCCCUGGUCGUAAAGCUGAGCGACUCAGAGUUCAAGGAACUGAUGCGGACGCUGGACCCCGGGGACUCGGGCCUGGUGGACAUCUACAGGUUCCUGGAGCUGCUGGAGGAGAGCCGUGGGAAGAUGGGGAAGCCGUCCUCCGGGGGGGACGCCCAGGCGUCACAGCUGCUGGCCUGGGACUUAGUGGAAGGGAUGGUGCGGGACUCCAUCAGCAGGAACCUCCUGGCGUUCUACGACCUGCUGUGCUCCUACGACUUGGGAGGCACGGGGCUCAUCGGGGCGAACAACUUCAAGAAAGUGAUGCAUAUCUUCUGCCCGUGCCUGACGACGGAGCAUUUAGCAACACUCUGCAGCAAGUUUAAGGAUUCAGCCUCGGGAAAGGUCCUGUACAAGAACCUCCUGGCCAGCAUGGGCGUCCAGGGCCUGCCCGCCGCCCGUCCAGCUAAUGCCAUGAAGGACCGGCCGCCCCGUGAGCACGGGCAGAAGGGGCCACCGCCGGAGAGCGCCGAGAGAGCCAAGCCCACGGAGGACAAAAGCACCUGGACCAAGACGGUGACCAAGGACGAAGCGGUGGAAAAGCUCCGGCACUGGGUCCAGCAGCAGGACCCCGCGUUCAAGAAACAAUUCCUCAACUUCAGCAAGGAUCUCGAUGGCAGAGUGAACUGGUGCAACUUCAGGAAGGUGCUGGAAAAUAACGGGAUGCCCAUGGAUGAUGACCAGUACGCUAGCUGACUGCAGCUGACUGCAACCAUCGGAUAUAAGAAAGAAGGGAUGAAUUACCUGGAUCUCGCAGCAGGAUUUGAAGGUUUAUAUGGGGCCUCACUUGGGGAUGAUGGGGGCACGGGCGUUCCUGGGCCGCCGCGGGGCUGGGAGGGCUCUGACGGCGCUCUGUUGCAGAACCUGUUCGCGGCCUUCUUCCGCAUGGACACCAACAGGGACGGCAUCGUCAGCAUGCAGGACCUGCACAGGCUGCUGGAGCACCUGCUCUUCAACCUCAGAGACGACCAGUUCGAGCGCCUCGUGGCCCUCCUGGGCUUGAGGCUCAGCGUCACGCUGAAUUUUCGGGAAUUUCAAAAUCUGUUUGAGGAGACACCACCCACAACAGAUGACCCGCCUCAACGACUCAUCAGACAAAAGCAGAAGGUCACAGAUUCAGAACUAGCUUGCGAGCAGGCUCACCAGUACCUUGUCACCAAAGCAAAAAACAGGUGGACAGACUUGUCUAAGAAUUUUACAGAAACCGACCAUGAGGGCGCCGGCAUUCUUCGCCGACGGGACAUAAAGAACGCGCUGUACGGCUUCGAUGUUCCCCUCACGCCGCGAGAACUGGAGAAGCUGUGGAUGCGCUAUGACACCAAGGGGCGGGGGCACAUCACGUACCCGGAGUUCCUGCACCAGCUGGGGAUCACGUACUCGGCGGACGUGCACCGGCCCUACGCGGAGGACCACUCCAACUUCAUGGGCCACUUCAUGAAGCCGCCGCCGCCAGAGCCACCACGGAAGGAGCGCCCAGCGCAGUGCCCAGAACAGCCCCCAGAGCAGCACCCUGCGCAGCAGCCGGGCACGGACACGGACAAGCCAGCCAGGGAGAAGCUGAAGGACCGCAGUGAAGACAUCAGGAAGGCGCUGACCAAGCUGGACACGUGCGGCAGCGGCUCGGUGUCCCUGUGCCAGCUGCAGAGGGCGCUGCGGGACAGCGGCUGUCCCCUGAAGGAGGCGGAGCUGGCCGCGCUCCUGGGCAGUUUGGGAAUCAGCUGGCAAAACAAUUCCAUCAAUUACCUUGACUUCUUGAGGGCCGUGGAGGACGGCAAACCAUCCGGAGCUGAGCCGAAAGAGAGCGAGGCGGGCGUGCAGGUCAAUUUUGCGAAACUGAGUCCGGAGGAGGUUCUGAAGAAUGUCCAGAAAGUGGUGGCUGCCUCCGGUCCGGCUCUGGCCACGGCGUUUUCUGCCGUGGACAGAGAGGACACGGGGUUCCUGAAGGCUUCGGACUUUGGACAAGUGCUGAAGGAUUUCUGUUACAAGCUGACAGAUAACCAGUUCCAUUACUUCCUGAGGAAACUGCGACUUCACCUGACGCCCUGCAUCGGCUGGAAGUACUUCCUGCAGAGCUUCGGCGGCUUCCUGGAAGAGGUGAGUGCCCGCGGCUCCUGGACCAGGGGCUGGAACGCACUUUUGCAGAACGAGUAA